This is a messenger RNA of Chara braunii, 3051 nucleotides long. NCBI's taxonomy places the organism in Eukaryota, Viridiplantae, Streptophyta, Charophyceae, Charales, Characeae. The record is from the annotation of a GenBank genome assembly.
GCGCUCUUCAAUCUCUUUUUGCGUCUUGUCGUGCGCGGGAUCAACGCCUCCAUCGCGCGCGCUCGAUCAACGCUUUCAUCCCGCGCUCUCGAUUGGUGUUUUCACUUUCACUGCGGCCGCGCCCGCUCGAUCAGCGCUUUCACUGCGCGCGCGCGCGGGGGAUCACCGCGCCCGCUCUCCGCGAUCAUGGUUCUGUGUUCCCGCUCUGUGUCGGCAUAGCCUGGAUGAUCGUGCGGGUAUUUGGUCGCGAUUCCGGCUUCAUUCAGGCAGCUUUCCAUGUGCCUGAAUAGUUGUCGGCAUAGCCUGGAUGAUCGUGCGGGUAUUUGGUCGCGAUUCCGGCUUCAUUCAGGCAGCUUUCCAUGUGCCUGAAUAGUCAAAGAGCAGGCGUAGGUAGCCUUGGAUGAUCUUGAGUGUAUUUGGUCGCGAUUCCCGCUUCAUUCAGGCAGCCUUAACAGUGUCGUCGCCAGAAUAUGCCCGCGCAGAGGCAAGCUUGUUAAUCGAGAGUGCGCCACGUGGAGGAAGAGGGAGAGGCGAUCGACAACCGACAGACGGAUUAUAUUUCGAGGCUCUGAUUCCACUUCGGUUUUGCAUUUAUUUUUAUUGAAAAAAAAAAUUCUGUUCUUCGUCAACGUGAGAGAGAACUGCGCUGCGGAAGUCGGACCAAAAGGAUUUUUUUUUUUUAGUUUUUCUUUUAAUUCUCUUCGAGGGGUCAGCUCAAGAUUUCCGGUCAACUCUUUUGGUCAACGCUCUAUUGACUCAUCUGCCGGUGGUCAAGUCAAGAGGCGAUGUUCGACUGGUCGGCGCGGAGAGCAGUUGAGCGGGAUCCUGACGAGUAUCUCCCAGUUGGGUAUCCCAUCAGUGGUUACUGUGACCAUGCUGGUGGCAGUACAAUUGGGAGGAUUGAUGUAGGAUUGAAGAGUUCUUAUUUGAUUGGCCGAGCGACGGGUUGUGAUAUUGUCCUAGACCAUGCUUCUGUUUCACGCCAGCAUGCGCUACUCGUGCAUCAUCACACCGGGAAGAUGAUGAUCAAGGACCUCGGGUCAGCUCAUGGCACUGUGGUAGAUGGGCAGCGCUUACGGACCGGGACGUGGCUGGAACUUUGCGAGGGUAGCGUUGUACGGUUCGGUGCGAGCACAAAGAGUUAUGUUGCCCGAGGCAGGGAUCUGAGUCAUUUCUUGUUGUGAAGAAGUGCAUGGAUCGGACUGACUUCUUGUGAAAAGUGCAUAGAACUCCAUCUCUCUUGGAACGAUGAUUUGAUUGUCGUGUUGGGGUCCUCUGUGUAUGAAGAGGUAUUUGUUUUGCUGAUGUGAAUGACCCAAGUGGAUUUUUUUUUUGCAAGCAGAUUUUAUGAAUAGAUUGCCGGAGGGACACAUAUGGGUUACGCUCAACUUUACGGUUAGAACGUAGAAGAGGAAGAAAGGAAUGCCGUGGGAGCGUUUUUUUUUUUUUUUUUUUUUUUUUUUCCGUUGGUAGUGGAGUUAUCCUUUUCAUUAUGUCAAGGGGGGGCAAAGGGGGUACGUGCGUAAACAGGUGAAAGGGGAGAGAAGGGGAGCCGGUUCGACACUCGUUGAGCUGAGCUGAAUUGCUGCGACCGGUGGGCUAACUGCGAGUAAAUGCCGACCAGUUCUAACUCUAUAUACAAUAUGUGUUGUCAGUUUUGUCCUUUUCCCUUGUAAGAGUAUGAGGUAAGGGUAUGUGUUGCUGAAGGGAGGGGGAGGGGGGGGAGGGGGUUCAUUUUCUGGGCGAUGCGACACCACCCUCUUGAUUCCUGUGGGGGAGGGGGCUCAUUUUCUGGGCGAUGCGACACCACCCUCUUGAUUCCUGUGGCCUUGAGUGUUGUUGAGGGAACCACAAGGGUGUGCGAGUCGUGUGACCGAAGUGCUCUUUCGUCGUGGUUGUUUUGGGGUGUUUCUGUUGUUGGGCGGGCAAAGCAAGUGUAAGGUUGUAGGGACGGCAGUACAUGUGGAUGCACUAUGAGCUGGUUCAUCGGUAUUGGAUGCCAGGAGGACAGCUGGCCAAUGCAAUUAAUAAUAAUAAUGUAUACGCAUCAUGCUUCUAGCAAAGUGGGAAGCCAUGGCGGUGAUGUUUGUGUGCUAUAUAAACCGUCCCAAGCGACCAGCCACCAGCCAGGCAAGUGGUAUCUCCUCAUUGUCCGUUCUCGGGGGUGAGGUGUUCUCGGUGUUGCUUCUGCUGCUGUCAUGGUGUUUAUGUGAGAGUCCGCCUCCCAACUGGCUACUGUUGAGGCAAGUUCGGUGUGUGUCGUCGGUUCCGGGUCCGUGUCCUCUAUGCGUCUGCUUUUGUCCGACUCGUUGCAAUGGCCAGACUCAUGCUUUUCUGUUGGCAUCCUUUGAGUGACGUUCGCGUCGAACAAGGAUUGUUGAGCCACCAGCCAGGCAAGCGGCAUCUCGUUUGUCGGUUUGUCGGGGUGUUUCUGUUGGCAUCCUUUGAGUGACGUUCGCGUCGAACAAGGAUUGUUGAGCCACCGGCCAGGCAAGCGGCAUCUUGUUUGUCGGUUUGUCGGGGGUGUUUAUGCGAGAGUUCGCCUGCAACUGCCGCCCUGUUGAGGCAAGUUCUGUGUGGCACUGCAUCGUCUGUUCUGGGUCUGUGUCCUCUUUGCAUCUGCUUUUCUUUGACUCAUGGCGGUUGCAAGACUCAUGCUUUUCUGUGUGCAUCCUUUGAGUGGCGUUUGUCUCGGGCAAGGAUGGUUGAGCGAAGCUGGUUCGCUUUGUCUGUCGUUGGUCUAUAGUCUUGUUGCGCCUGAUUGUGUCCAACUCUAACAGAUGGCACAGCUGGUGUCUGUGCGCCAGCGUGCUCAGGGACGUACAAGGUGAUAGGGGACCACCAUGUUUGGCUGCGAUCGCCUGCUUCCGUCGAGGAUUCGAACUCGUGAUCUCAGCGAUACAGAGAAGAUCAAGUAGGUUGACCACCAUGUUCGUCUGCCGUCGUCUGUUUUCUUUUCUCUUUUCUUCUUUUUAAUAAGGCGGUAGUCCUUGACCUUAUUUCGUUCAUCUGCUUCCUUCAAGGAUUCAAACUCGAGAUCUGUUUACUAGU